GCUUGCGGAAACUCCAUGUAUAAACGCCAAGAGGAUUUAGACCAACUCCUGCGUGACGCGGCCGGGAGGGUCCCACGCUGCCUUGUGUGGUGCCGGACCGAUGCGCUCAACAGUGAGGCGAGAGUCAUCGUCCACUCGCAUUGUACACUGGGAUGAUGAGGGUGCCGCGACAACACAGGUUGCUGUCGCGUCGGCAGAGGUCGCUGCCUCCCCUGCAGAGUUUGGUGCAGCGUCGAAAGAGGUUGUAGACGGGUCUGUAGAGGUUGUUGCCCCGUCUGCAGAGGCUGUUGUAGCGUCGACAAAGAUUGCAGCCGGGUCUGCAAAGGUUGGUGGCGCGGUUGCAGAGGUUGGGAGGGCAUCUGCACAGUUCGGUGUCAGUUUGAGUGACGACAUGUUUGGUGCUUCGUUCGGGCUUCCUCUGACGCUGGCAGGCGAGCAUGGUAGUGGUGGUGUGGACGCACAGGCUACGCCAAUCAGUCAGAUCCUUAGAGGUUUCCCUUCAUGCAGCGUGGGUGACAUCAGUAGCAACAUGUUGCGGGAGGUAGCAGAGGAGACACAGGGUUUGUUGGGGCAGUAUGAGCAUGUAGUAGGGGAUGAUGGGGAGUGCCGACCUGUGCAGGAGCGAGUGCCAGAGUCGGAGCAGGACAAGACCGACCGCGAGGAGAGGGAAAGGGCGCUGGAGUUGGCUAGGCAUUGUGAGAUGACACAGAGUAUUGCAGCGAGGGCACGUGAAGAGCGGAUGCUCGAGACGGGUGAUGGGGCGGGUCAUUGUAUGGCGGAGGAUGCAGAGGUUGAGUGUGGCGGUGCGGUCCGUGGGGAUGCAUGCGAGAGAUCUGCAUUGUCGGUUCAUGGUGUUUGUGUAUUGCCAUUCGUUGGAGCUUUGUCGGCGGGGGAGUUAGAGUGGCAGGCACGGGAGGACCCAUUGCGGGCAGAUCGACGCAGACGGAUGGAUAAGGCAUCGAGGAGGGUCAUGGCAGAGGGCCCAGCUUACGUGUCGUGCAGCCCUUCAGUGCCAUCGUCUACCACAAAUGUCAUUCUGCCCACACAGGCCGAGGGUCCAAGCACGACACCGAGUCCUGCAUCGGCACCUGGAGGGGAGUCUCCUUCUCCCAAGUCAUGGAAGAAGAAGAUGAGAGCAGGAAAGAGUCUUAGUACUAUGAGGAGGGUGACCCACCAGAUGUGGGCGAGUCAGCCUGGGUUGGCCGGUUUACAUCCACGGACUCGGGAGGCAUUGGGCCGGGACGUUGUUGCGAAUGCAGUAGGUUGGCGGGAGAGGGCCUUUACCCGGGAGACAGAGCAGCGGAUCAGCGCACCUGCUGAGGUGACGGUGCCACGUCCUAGAGGGCAGAUUUCCACUACCUCUAGGGAGGAGCACGACGAGCACAGUUGCCCCCCGGGGAGGAGCAUGACCGGACGUAUAUUGGGGGAGGAUGUGAGGGUAUUGACGACAGCGACCAUCACAGACAGCCGUCGGCUGGGAGUCGGGUACCGACGAUUUAGAGAUGCCUCUUGGCCAGCGGAAGAGGGUUUCCGUAUACGACCUUCUUCGGGCACGGGGCAGGGUUGAGGCGGCAGCACAGGGAGGGAUUCGUGCUCCAGAUACGGCGCACGGGCCGGUAGGUGGCACGGGUGGCGGGCAUGGUACCACUAGUGUGGCGCCGCAGAGGAGGAGGAAGGACAUUGUGGACGACGAUGAUGCUUAGUCCCACCAUUGGUCCUCGUCCGUCCUCUAUUUUCUAGUAGUGUAUAGUACCUUUAGUACUUCAGAUGAGGUCAUGUGUUUAUAGGUGCAGUAUGUGCAACUCGUCA
Messenger RNA from Chara braunii, 1809 nucleotides. Lineage: Eukaryota; Viridiplantae; Streptophyta; Charophyceae; Charales; Characeae. The record is from the annotation of a GenBank genome assembly.